AUGGAUUGGGCAACUCAAAUUUAUCGAUACGCUGCGAUCGUUGGAAUUCCUAUUUUCAUAUUUGGGCUAGUAGUCAAUUUGAUCAUUUUAUACCUUUUCUUUUUCGAUAAAAGCUUUCGAAAAACAUCUUAUAAAUUAAUGCGUAUUUCUGUUGUAUCCGAUAUCAUAUCGACUGUUGCAUCACUAACUGGUUAUGUUCAGAUUGUAAAUCGCAAUUUAAAUUACAGUGGUGGCACAUUGAUGUGUCGUGUGGUGCUAUGUUCUUUAUUUACCUCAUUUGGAGUCUCCAUGAUGAAUCUAUGCUUGAUUGGCAUCGAUCGGUAUUUUAUAAUCGUUAGACCGCUAUCAUCAUAUUAUCGUCAUAAUAAGACCUCUAUUCUGGUCAUUGGUGAAAUUAUAAUUUGGUUAGCUUCGGCUAGUAUCAACGCACCGGUUCUUAUCAUUGUAGGAGUUCAUCAGAACGAUACAUUACUUUGUGAUAUUCCAGAUAUUACGCCAUCAGUUUCAGUGUUCAUGAUAUUUCAUGCAACAAUUGUAUUUAUUAUUCCAACUAUCAUUAUUUUAAUUCUAUACGGGAAAAUAAUUACUUAUCAGAAAUCGUACGUUCGACCUGGCGAAGUACUACAAAGUCAGGCCGUACGAAACCAGCAGAAAAAGAAACAAUUUGUAAAGAUGCUCACUUGGAUUUCAGUCUCUUACAUUACACUUAGUUGGCCCUACUUUGCUACUGGCUUCGGUAUGGCAAUAACAGGCCAAUCGACGCUUCAAAUUCGUCAGAAGAGUAUGGUCAAUUUUUUGUUUGCAUUUUUCACCGUCACGAUAACGACAUCAAUUGUUAUUUUAAAUCCCUUUCUAUAUAUAAAAUUCGAUUUAAAGGUGAGGCGAAAAUCACUUGCGCUAAUUCGACGAAUAGCGUUAUGUAAAUUUGACAAAAGAGACGAGUCUGUGAUUCAAGUAACUUCUACUGGAUCGACCCUGAAUUCUAUCAGCGUAAAUAGAAAUUAA
Molecule: messenger RNA, 1005 nt
Organism: Trichoplax adhaerens
Lineage: Eukaryota; Metazoa; Placozoa; Uniplacotomia; Trichoplacea; Trichoplacidae
Exons: 1
Coding region: 1-1005 (334 amino acids)
Biological process (GO): G protein-coupled receptor signaling pathway
Cellular component (GO): membrane
Molecular function (GO): G protein-coupled receptor activity
Source: RefSeq, a predicted model, not a curated record